UCAAGAGAUCAAAACAAAUCUCCUUCUUCUCCCCCCCCCCCCCUCCUCUCUCAUCCAAACCACAUACCUCGGGGCCCUUCACGGCGGUCUCAAACCCUAAACUCCUCCCGAACUAACCAUCUCUCCCCCUAAACCCUACCAUGUUUCGAGAAACCCUCGCUCCUUCUCCGUCCUAAUCCUCCCCCGCUUCGAACCUGACUCCCUCUUUCCAAUCGCUAGCGUGGGAGCGAACGCUUGGUGUGGUCUCCUUCCCUUCCCUCCACCACUGCCGCUGCUCUGGCCUCCGGAUCCGGUCGGAGCUGCUCGAUCUGGGAGAAUGGACGCGCGGGAGCCGUCGGUCUCGCCGGCAGCGGGAGGCAAGGAUGGGCUUGCGAACGAGGAGGGACCGCUCUCUGACGCGGAGGUGCUGGCCAAGGAGGCCGCCGUCCUGUUCCAGAGCCGGCGCUUUUCCGAGUGUAUCGAUGUCUUGAACCAACUCUUGCAGAAGAAAGGCGAUGAUCCGAAGGUUCUUCAUAACAUUGCUGUUGCAGAAUACUUCCAUGAUGGUUGUUCUGAUCCAGCGAAGCUGCUUGAUGUGCUCAACAAGGUUAAGAAGAGAAGUGAAGACCUUGCUCAUGCUUCUGUAGAGCGGAUGGAAGUUGGAAGCAAUAUCGAUAGCAAUACAGCCUCAGGAUCUAAAGUGAAUAAUACUAUGCUACUACAAGUUUCUGCCCCAAAUACCGGCAACAUUAGUUAUCCAGAUGAAUAUGACACUUCUGUUGUAACGCUGAACAUCGCAGUCAUUCUCUACCAUCUUCAUGAAUAUGCACUCGCGUUAUCAGUUCUAGAACCAUUAUAUCAAAAUAUAGAACCUAUUAAUGAGGCAACAGCUCUUCAUGUAUGCCUUCUCUUAUUGGAUGUUGCAUUAGCUUGCCAAGAUGCAUCAAAAGCUGCAGAUGUAAUUCAGUAUCUUGAAAAAUCUUUUGGUGCUGGGCACAUGAUAAACCAAGUUGAUAACGGAAGCAUUGCUCAACAUCAUUCUAACCAAGGAUUGAAAGUUUCUGCAACAAGCAAUACAACUGUGCCAGAUGCCUCUGGUUCAGAUUCAAGUGGUGGUACAAACGUUCCUGAUAAUGCUUUGACAAGAACUUUAUCAGAUGACGCGCUGGAAUAUGAAACCUUGUUUUCAACACUGGAUACUGGAAGUCAAAAUUUUGGUAGGCCUGCCUCAAGUGAUUGUUCAAAUUCAUCAGUUGAUCAAGCUGCUACCGCCAUUGAUCUGAAACUAAAUUUGCAUCUUUACAAGGUGCGGCUACUGCUUCUUACUAGGAACCUGAAGGCUGCAAAGCGUGAAGUUAAGCUUGCUAUGAAUGUUGCGCGAUGCAGAGAUUCAUCCACAGCACUCCUUUUGAAGGCUCAGUUAGAAUAUGCUCGUGGUAACCAUCGAAAAGCGAUAAAACUCUUGAUGACAUCAGGUAACAGGACAGAAGCAGGAGCUCUUAGUAUGUUCAACAAUCUUGGGUGUAUAUAUCACCAAUUUGGAAAACACAACAUUUCAACUCUGUCCUUUUCUAGGGCACUGAAAAGCAGUAUGUUACUUCAUUCUGAGAAGCCUCUGAAGCUUUCUACCUUUUCACAGGAUAAGUCUCUUGUUAUUAUAUACAACUGUGGGCUGCAGUAUCUGGCUUGUGGAAAACCAUUGGCUGCAGCUCAUUGUUUCAAUAAAGCAAGGUCAAUUUUUUUCAACAGACCCCUUCUGUGGCUCCGGCUUGCUGAAUGUUGCCUUUCAGCUUUAGAGAAGGGGCUUUUGCAACCUAGCAGUGCUUCAUCAUCGGGUGGUGAGGAAGUUAAAGUUCAUGUUGUUGGUAUAGGCAGAUGGAGACAACUAGUCAUUGAUGAUAAAAACCUGAAAUAUAGGUGUUUAGAUGGUUCAGGAGAUGGUGUGAUCAGUCCUGAUGGUCCGUGCAGGCUGUCACUUCCAUUUGCCCGACAGUGUCUUCUUAAAGCUCUGCAUUUAUUAAACAAUUUUGAAUUGACAAAAGCCAGUGCUAACUCUGAAAAGGAAGAUGAUAGCAACCAGACAAUCUCCUUAGGUGGCAAGAACUUGAGCAACAAGAAUUCAUUGGCUGGAGAUUCAAAGACCUCUAAUGCAACAUCAGCUUCUACACCUGCUGGUGCAAAUGAUGAUUCUAAGGAAGUUAAAGGAGGUAUGAGCUCGAACUCAACCUUGCAGAGUUCUGUCUCUGCAUAUGAGGACACAUGCAAGAAAGUAAACAACUUGAUAAAGCAGGCUGUUCUUGGAGACUUAGCUUAUGUGGAGUUGAGCCUUGAAAAUCCUUUGAAAGCAUUAGCUGCUGCACAAGCACUUCAGCAGUUGCCAGACUGCUCUAGGAUUUACAAUUUUCUAAGUCAUGUUUAUGCUGCUGAAGCACUUUGCCAUCUGAACCGACCUAAAGAAGCUGCUGGACAUUUAUCGAUCUAUAUUUCAGAUAAGAAUGAAGUUCAGUUGCCGUACAGUGAUGAAGACAGAGACAAAUGGAGGAUAGAGAAAGGUGGGGAUGGUGAGGAGGUAAAUGGUCGUUUGAAUGCAAAAACUUGUUCAGAAGAGCCCCAAGGUAUGGUGUUCCUGAAGCCUGAAGAGGCUCGUGGAGCUCUUUAUGUAAAUCUUGCCACUAUGUCUAUAAUUCAAGGGGAUCAUGAGCAGGCUAGCCAGUUUCUGCGGGAAGCUGUGUCUCUACUGCCUAACAAUCCGACAGCUACUCUUGCAGCCAUUUAUGUUGAUAUCCUACUAGGGAGAAUACAGGAUGCUCGUGUCAAAUUGAAACAGUCAAGACAUGUUAGAUUCUUACCUGGUGGUGUAAAACUUAGCAGUACAUGUUGAUUGUACCAAUGAUGUUCCAACCCUAAGGAAAUUUUAUCAAGAGGAGAAUAUUGGAGCUAUUUGUACCAUACGUACAGUUGAUCAUAGAAUAAGUGUUUUCCAUUAUUUUAGGUAUUGGUGGCACUGCACAUUGUUUUAAUAUGCAGGCAUCCGCCUUUUUAGUUUGAGAUGUUGUUUAGAUUCAAGCAAAGAGAGAUGAGUUCCUCUGGAAAAGCUUUGGAAAAUUCAUUAAUUCAGGAAAGAAAAUGCAGAAUAUUUCUUCUUACUUGCAACACUCCCUGAUUUCAUUUUUGUGGUUACAGGAAUUUCGUUAUGGCCACUGACAUCUUGUUCUGAUGCUUUUGUUAAGGUUAUCAUACUUGUAUUGCAGCCAUGGAGCUUGCUGAUCUGAAUGCUAUGUUCAUGGCAAAUGAAAGACGAUUCUUCAUCCCA
Elaeis guineensis (African oil palm) is the source of this 3292-nucleotide messenger RNA. RefSeq lists its product as uncharacterized. Gene Ontology annotation, cellular component: CCR4-NOT complex. Gene Ontology annotation, biological process: negative regulation of translation; mRNA catabolic process. Gene Ontology annotation, molecular function: protein binding. The record is from RefSeq and is a predicted model, not a curated record. Lineage: Eukaryota; Viridiplantae; Streptophyta; Magnoliopsida; Arecales; Arecaceae.